AAACAACUAGACCGUUUUGUGUGUGUAGUUUACAAAAAGUUAUAUCUAUUAUUUAUUUAUUAGUUUAACAAAUUAUAAUGUUUAUCAAAAAGUUCAAGCGCUGCUUAAAAGGACUACGAAAAACUGGUGGCAUAUUAUUUAAUAUACACCGCAAACACAUAAGCGACAGAGUUUUAUACACGUGUAUUAUCUGUUUCAUACAGAUGUCAUAUAUGUGUACAGUAUUGUACAGGUUACAGCUGUUCGACAUUUGGGCCCUCAUUCGUAGACCUAAAACACAUAUUCAAAACAUCAAUGAACGAGAUAUCACUCGUCCCGACGCUAAUGAGCUUUGGAUAUAUGGCGGUCUAUUCAUACAGCACCUAAACAAACGGUGGACAAUGAUGUUGGCACUGGUGCUAAUGUCGGCGGCUGUCAUAACCAUCCCAUACUCGGCACACAUACCCCAACUGUACGCCUGUUUCUGGGCGUUUGGGUUCGGCUCCGGUGUAUACGUGAACGUGAAGUACGUUUGGCUGAUUGACAUGUGGCAGGAGUCGAGCGCACCUAUACUUCAUUUGGCGGGCUUUAUGUUUGGCAUCGGACACACGUUCGGCCCAUUCAUUGAGAAACCCUACCUCACGGGUGACCAGUUUGCAGGGCUCACC
Molecule: messenger RNA, 647 nt
Organism: Medioppia subpectinata
Lineage: Eukaryota; Metazoa; Arthropoda; Arachnida; Sarcoptiformes; Oppiidae
Source: the annotation of a GenBank genome assembly